Messenger RNA from Alternaria burnsii, 1815 nucleotides. RefSeq lists its product as uncharacterized. The transcript has a single exon. Bases 1 to 1815 code for a protein of 604 amino acids. Lineage: Eukaryota; Fungi; Ascomycota; Dothideomycetes; Pleosporales; Pleosporaceae. The record is from RefSeq and is a predicted model, not a curated record.
AUGGCGGCCAUACAGCAACAUCGACCGCAGGUUGGCCGACAGGUCUCCUACAACGCACCAGAACUCACCACCGAACCCGCGACGGCAUUGUUACAGCCUGUACGAACCUUGGACCAGUCAGAAGAAUGGGUCCUCUUCUCCCCGAGUGCGCCUUCUGCUACCACUCGCACACAUACCACCUCGACCGACCGAACGCCACGGACAGCUGGCCUGUCACGCUUCAGCGAGUUUGGCUCACUCGAGACUGCUGCGCAGUCGGAACAAGAUGAAGAAGGUGGCUCGUUUCUUGGGACAGAAGAGGAGCUAGACAGCUUAGACGACGGGCUACAUGCCUUCCAUGAGCCAUCUGAAUAUGGUGCGCCGUUGAGCAGACUACAAAGCAGGCUGCAGGAAAGCGGUGAUACUGUACUACCGACCCAUGAUGGAUUGGGCGAGUUCAAGCCGGACGCAACUAUGCAGGAACACAUGUGGCAGUUUGAGCGACAGCGGCGACGAGCACCCAGACGACGUUCCAGCGUGCAGCGGCACCUUUCCGUCCUCGAUGACCACGAGGAGACCAACACAGAGCAGGAGAAGCGACAGCGCAUCGAGAGAUGGCGACUUGAGCAAAGCAAAGCAUUGCUGGAAGAGAUCGAGAAGGAGACAAGGCGGAGGCGGCGAAUGAGCAUGGUCAGCAAUGGAGCGAGUCGGGCUGAUGCGCAAAAGGCGACAACGAGCACAAAACCACACACUGCGCAAUCCGUGUCAGAUGCGAGCGACUCUUCAGAGGAAGGCACCGAGAAUCUCUCCUUCUGGCAACGGAUCACGCGACGGGUCAUCAGGGAUCUUAUCGGCCUGGAUGAAGACACUCUUUCGGUCAUCUUUGGAGAGGCUCUACCUGACGAGGCCGCAACACCCACACCAGGAUCACCCGCCAUCGAGUUCUCAGCAGACAAGGCUCUACAAGACGCAGGCAUCGACGCCUCCCGUUUUUCCGAUGAUACCUGGCAGACAAAGCUGCUCGAAAGAGUAGCCCAGGAACUGGGAUCACUAGUCAAUCAGCUUUCUGAGCAUCCUGGAGCUUUCUCAACAUACCAGCGAACACAAUUAACACCAGAGUACGCGGGUCUUACGCCAGUAAUAUCCAACACGACAGUCGUAUCUGAGCCCCUGUCCUCGAUACCAAGUUCACAACCUACCACAACACCUUCCUCUGCUCAAUUCGCACCUACCUUCCCCGCGCAAACCUCAAACACCUACAGCGAAGCAUCACUUUGGGGUAUCGAAGAAGAGCCCACCGAAACCGAUACUGAAGCAACGGCCUCCUCUCACAUCCACAACCCUUCCGUUCCCACCACAACCAUCGCCGAUGACCUAGCCCGAGAGCGCGAGUACUGGGAACGCGAAAUUGACGUAAAGAUGAUCUUCAACUUUCUCAUGAAACGCUUCUCGUCGCGCCGACCCAGCAUCUCCUCUUCGCAACCUGUCCUCCCAACCCAACCCAUCCGUACCGCUAGCGCCCCUUCUACAGCUACAAACGACAACAAUCUUAGCUCCGCCCGCCGAGCAGCCAUUAUCCGCCAACACCACCCUUUGGUAAAUCGGACGACGUCAGAUAGUAGACUCCCCACGUCGUCCGCCCCUCACUCGAGGGAGUCACGUCGCUUCGCUACUUACUACACACCUCCAGCCAGUGGCUUGAAGGACAAGACAAAGCUGAGGAGUAGCUCAAGCUGCGCUAGUCAAAGCACCAAGAAGAGCAAGAGGAGUAGCAACUCACAAAGGAAUUACUGGGACCUUGGUGGUAGCGUAGGCAGUGGAAGUGUAGUCGGCUAG